UCCUCUCUGAGCCAUUCUCUCACUGGCUCUUUCAUUCCUGCGCUCCCUCCUCUCCUCUCCUCCACUGGUCACCCCCGUUCUUACUCCAGCUGCUGCCCCGUCCAAGCUUUCGGCUUUGCUGAGAAUAAACACAGAAGAAAAAAGUCCGGGAGAACUCACUCCAAGCAUUAAAGAGACUUCUUCCUUUGCGAGGCUGGUAGGGGUGAGCUCUCUGUGCCAGUCAAUCGGGUCGGUUCUGAGCGUUUUGGAGCACAGCAGCAACCAACAGUCAUGACCCAGAGUAACGGGGAGAACCCGCGGUCCCGGAACCGCGUCCAGCAGAUCCGAGAGGGCAUCCACCUGCGCUCCUUGAGGGCCAAGAAGAAAGUGGAGAACAUCACCAAGGAUGAUGUCAAGGGCUUCAUGCGGAGGAAUGCCUUCGUCAUCUUCACCAUUGCUGCUGUCGUCAUCGGCAUUAUGUUAGGAUUUGCUCUGCGGCCGUACAAGAUGUCGUAUCGCGAGGUGAAGUACUUCUCCUUCCCCGGAGAGCUGUUGAUGCGCAUGCUGCAGAUGCUGGUGUUGCCCCUGCUGGUCUCCAGUCUCAUCACAGGCAUGGCUGCACUGGACAGUCGGGCGUCAGGGAAGAUGGGCAUGCGGGCUGUGGUGUACUACAUGACCACCACAGUCAUCGCCGUCUUUAUCGGCAUCAUCAUGGUGCUGAUCAUCCACCCAGGGAAGGGCUCCAAGGAGGAGUUCACCCGGCAGCAGAAGAUUGAGCAAGUCAGCCCUGCUGACGCCUUCCUUGACCUCAUCAGGAACAUGUUCCCUCCAAACCUGGUGCAAGCCUGCACACAGCAGUUCAAGACACAGUACGGCAAGAGGGUGGUGCACGUGAAGGUGACAGUGAAUGACACCAUCUUCAACCUGACCAAUGGCAGCCAGGAGAUCGCCCGCGAGGAGGUGAUCCCCAUCCCGGGCACGGUGAGUGGGGUCAACGCCCUGGGCCUGGUGGUCUUCUCCAUGUGCUUCGGCCUGAUCAUCGGGAACAUGAAGGAGCAGGGCCAGGCCCUCAGGGACUUCUUCGACUGUCUCAAUGAGGCCAUCAUGCGCCUGGUGGCAAUUAUCAUGUGGUAUGCCCCUAUUGGCAUCCUGUUCCUGAUAGCGGGGAAGAUUGUGGAGAUGGAGGACAUCACGGCGAUGGGCGGCCAGCUGGGCAUGUACACCAUCACAGUCAUCAUCGGCCUGCUCAUCCACGCCAUCUUUGUGCUGCCCACCCUUUACUUCGUCAUCACCAGGAAGAACCCCUUCAUCUUCAUCGCUGGCCUACUGCAGGCCCUCAUCACUGCCCUGGGCACCUCGUCCAGUUCAGCCACACUGCCCAUAACCUUCAAGUGCCUGGAGGAAAACAACAAUGUGGACAAGCGAGUGACGCGCUUUGUGCUGCCGGUGGGUGCCACCAUCAAUAUGGAUGGCACUGCGCUAUACGAGGCUCUGGCAGCCAUCUUCAUUGCGCAGGUCAACAACAUGGACAUGAACUUUGGCCAGAUCAUCACCAUCAGUAUCACGGCCACUGCUGCCAGUAUUGGUGCUGCUGGCAUACCCCAGGCUGGACUGGUCACCAUGGUGAUUGUGCUGACCUCUGUUGGACUGCCCACCGAUGAUAUCACCCUCAUCAUUGCAGUGGAUUGGUUCCUAGACCGCCUGCGCACCACCACCAACGUGCUGGGAGACUCGAUCGGGGCAGGCAUCGUGGAGUACCUGUCCCGGCACGAGCUGCAGACAAAGGAUGCGGAGAUGGGCAACUCUGUGGUAGAGGAGAAGGAGAUGAAGAAGCCCUACCAGCUCAUCUCCCAGGAGAAUGAGUAUGAGAACGAGAAACCUCCAGACAGCGAAACCAAGAUGUAGACCUGUCCCUACCCACCCCCCCCCCCACGUGUCCCGUCAGGUCUUAUUCCGUAUUCCUUUUUUUUUUUUUUUUUUUGGAAGAGUUACUGUACAGGUGUUAGUGAUUUUCCCCCAGAAUCUGCUGUUAAUUUCAUGUUGGAUUUGUUUUGUGUCAUGUAACAUUACUUGUCUUAUUCUUGAUAAACCAGAUAACUAUGGAAGAGUGGUUCAUACAUAAUAAGAAGGAAACAGACCUUUUACCAUAUUUUUGUACAUGCUGGCUAGUGAUAUUGAAACCCCUGUAUUGUCUGUUUGUAGCUGUGUUGUUAUAGACCAUGGAUGGGUUUGUACAGUCAAGUUUCCUUUUUCCAUAGGCUCUCAGAGUUAAGACCUCUAGAUUAAUAAUACUUCUGCUAAAUAUAUACUAGAGCGUAAGGUUGUAUUAGUAAGUGUUCUUGCUCUGUUUUAUUUGUUGUGUUUUUUUUUUUUGGGGGGGGGGGGGGUUAAUUACGGCUUUUCUUCCAUUUGAUUUUAUUUUAAAUUCACCACCUGUAAUGAUAACCUAUUAUCUCUGCAGCGGCAUUUUUCAGGGGAUGGAUAUUUAAGCGGUGUUCCUUUUUGCUAUUUGUCAGGUUAAAUGCUGCCAUUCACAGCCCAUACAAAAUUUGGGGAAAGUGUCUAGAAUAUUAGCAGGCUUUUCCCACAUUAGCAUAACACAUUUUUUACUGGAAUCCUACCAAUAUGGAGGACUCAAGCAGGAAUUCUGAGACGUCAUGCUGGUAGCUGCUGGAAUAGGUUUUGUUCCAUCACUUUUUGAAAAUAACAGCGGAAGGUAUUGUACGAAGAUGGAGAAAACAGUGGGUCACAGAGAUGAGUUGAAAAAUGGUGUAGUUUGAUUAGAUUAGAUUAAUGAAGAACAAACUUCUGCCAUUUGGAUUUUUGUUGAACAGCAGGCAUUGAAGCCCUGUUGAAAUUUCCAGGUUAAACAAAUCUCACACAUUAAGGGCCAGUCAGAGUUAUGACUGACUUGAGUUAUACCUGUCCACUCAUGUCAGAGCCAAGGUCAUUAUAUUGGUCAUUUUUAGUUUGGGUCACAGAGGGAUACAUUUGAGUGAGAACAGUACCCCUUGAAAGUGAUGGCAUGACAGACCUUUUUGGGGAGUACUUGCCGUGUCUGGGAACCCCGUAUCUUUAUUCACUGUACCCUGAAAACAGAUGAUGGGUCAUUUGCUUUAGAGAGUCCCCAUCAGUCAUUUUUGUCAGCAAAUUUAAUUUAAGUAAGCUUUACAAGAUAAAGUUUCCUUUGUAUGCUUUUGAAAAGGGUUUAUUUGAAAAUUCAUCCGGUUCACUUUGAGGUCUAAAUAUUUACAUUUUUUAUCUGAUUUUUUUUUUUACAUCCACAUGGAGGGUGUGAUUUAGCC
Molecule: messenger RNA, 3284 nt
Organism: Megalops cyprinoides (Indo-Pacific tarpon)
Lineage: Eukaryota; Metazoa; Chordata; Actinopteri; Elopiformes; Megalopidae
Gene: slc1a3a
Product: solute carrier family 1 member 3a
Exons: 10
Coding region: 271-1884 (537 amino acids)
Biological process (GO): L-glutamate import across plasma membrane; L-aspartate import across plasma membrane; D-aspartate import across plasma membrane
Cellular component (GO): plasma membrane
Molecular function (GO): glutamate:sodium symporter activity; neutral L-amino acid transmembrane transporter activity; L-glutamate transmembrane transporter activity
Source: RefSeq, a predicted model, not a curated record